GGGAGUUCGUAGCUGCGGACCGUUUAAACUUUCUGUGUGGAGAGUUUUGGUUUCCUAAAAGGGCAAAUGCUCACACUCUUAUAUACACGUAAUGGCGUCGGUUAUGGAGGACCCUAUUCUCGAGAGACAAUUCAAGGGGCAUAAGGAUGCUGUUACCUGCGCAGACUUCAACCCCAAUCACAAACAAUUGGCCACAGGAUCUGUGGAUCAGAAUUUGAUGAUUUGGAAUUUGGCCUCCAAGGCCAGGGCCUUCCGUUUUGUGGGCCAUAAAGACAACAUCACUGGAGUGCAGUUCUCCCCUUUGGGCGACCUAGUGGCCACCUCCUCCAAGGACCGGACAGUGCGACUUUGGACACCUUGCUUUAAAGGUGAGUCAACAGUGUUCAAAGCACACACAGCCACUGUGCGCAGUGUGAAUUUCUCUCACGAUGGCCAUAGAUUGGUGACUGCUUCAGACGACAAGUCCGUCAAGGUGUGGAGUGUCCACCGUCAGCGCUUCAUCUACUCUUUAAACCAGCACACCAACUGGGUGCGCUGUGCCAGGUUUUCUCCAGAUGGCCAUCUCAUUGCCUCCUGUGGGGAUGACCGCUGCGUCCGGCUCUGGGACACCUCCACUAAACAUUGCAUCAACUGUUUCACGGAUUAUGGAGGAUCUGCAACAUUUGUUGACUUCAAUUCCAGCGGCACCUGCUUAGCAUCCUGUGGAGCAGACAACACAUUGAAAAUCUGGGAUCUACGGACAAACAAACUAAUUCAGCAUUACCAAGUUCACAGUGCAGGUAUCAAUUGCUUUUCCUUCCACCGAUCCAACAACUACCUGAUCAGUGGAUCCCGAGACAGCACUGUGAAGAUCCUGGACCUGCUGGAGGGACGCCUUAUCUACACGCUGCAUGGGCACAAGGGUUCUGUGCUCACAGUGGCCUUUUCCAGGACGGGAGAUCUCUUUGCCUCAGGAGGAGUAGAUGGUCAGGUGCUGAUGUGGAGGACCAAUUUUGACACCAAAGUCUACCGGGACACCCUGACUAGACACCGCCAGAGGUCCCCCCCAGACCCCCCACCCCACCUGUCAGAUAUCCACCCCUGUCUUCCCCACCUCAACUGCCCACAGCCUACAGCCAUAGAGAUCAGUUCAGUAGUGGCGGAUACCCAAUCAGUUGACCCACCAGUCAUAGAGCUAGGUCGAGCUGAUUACUCCACUAAGUGUUUGAACAGUCAGAGGCACAAGUCACCGACACGAGUGGUCACCAACGGUUGCCACGCCGACGGCUUGCCGGCGUGUCAUGUUGCCGGGCCUGCCCCCAAAACUUUCAGUGAGGGCGGCUGUGUCAAUGGGACAAGUUCGAAAGCAGGGAGCCGGUCCGGUGCUGGUGCCGGCAGAAGAGGACAGACGGUGGAGGAAGAGGAAGAGCAGGAGGAAAGGGGGCAGACGUACCGACUGGAAGUUCUUCCCAGUCAUCCGGUGGGAACCGACUCCACCCUGCAGCACAUUGUUCAACAACUGGAUAUUCUCACGCAGACGGUGUGUGUGCUGGAGGAACGCCUCACCCUGACAGAGGACAAGCUGAAGGAGUGUCUGAUCAACCAGUCCCACAUACUGCAGCAGGUGCGAGGGGCAGGGGGGAAGGGCGGGGAUGGAGCUCCUGCCCAUGGCUCCUGA
Molecule: messenger RNA, 1657 nt
Organism: Lampris incognitus (smalleye Pacific opah)
Lineage: Eukaryota; Metazoa; Chordata; Actinopteri; Lampriformes; Lampridae
Gene: poc1b
Product: POC1 centriolar protein B
Exons: 12
Coding region: 92-1657 (521 amino acids)
Biological process (GO): cilium assembly
Cellular component (GO): ciliary basal body; centriole
Molecular function (GO): protein binding
Source: RefSeq, a predicted model, not a curated record